UCCUUGUCUGCAUUGGCAAGGCAUGUUCAUUCAUGCCUAAAGGACUGAAGUACAUGAAAGGAUCAAUUCUAUCUGCUAGUGCUACCUGCAUUUAGUUACAGCCUUACUUGAUUACACUCUGUUAAUAAUAGAAGCACUGUAAACUUCCUUGUAAUUCUGCCUUCGCUAAUGCCUUGGAUAUCAAGCUUGUAAAGAACGAGCCCUGUACAAAGUACAAUAGAAACAGGAGCUGUUUGUUUAAUACGUCUACUGCAAUAUUAGCCAUCCGUCCCGUGCCUAAAAUGUUGAUGACCAGAUUUUUGUUUGGCAGGAAGUAUGUUGUUCAUUUCAUUUCUGGUUUCUUGUAAGCGAGAAAUGAAAGCUUGUAAUCUCUUCUCUGCAUUGCUUGUGAUAUGACAGGAAGGAUCAUCAAUUCAAUGUAUUUUGUAUCAAAUUCAAGGUUAACGGUACCUUGGUAACAUCAUCCAACCAUGUGGAGGUCGUUAAAAUGAUCAAAUCUGGUUCGUUUGUAGCUUUAACAUUACUUGGUAAACCGCCUGGGCCUCCCACUUCACCCCCAUCCGGCCCUACCCCGGGCAUAAGCCGGCACGCAUCAUCAAGACAAACAGUAACUUCGCCUCAGCCCACUAAUUCCCAACAAGACGCUCAAGUGAAAUCAGAAAGACUGAACACAUUCAAACGCAUGCUGGAGCAAGAAAGGACUUUACUAGACCACACAGAAAAUGAGUACUCGAAUAAUCCGUCUGAAAAACUUCUGAAGGACAUAAAUGGAAUUAAAACGAGAAUAAGCGUACUAGAGAAGCAGCUGCAGAAGGCUGCAAAUAACAUGAUACAGAACAAGGCUGGUGGAAGCAACAAUCAGCAAUCGUCCUUACCAGUGCAUCCCUCAGGAUACAGCGUCCCUGAGGGCCACACCACAGCAGCUUAUGAUCACACGAAUAUGAACGAAGAGUUACAAAAUAUACCAGAAGAGAGGAGGAAUGAAAAAGCUGCUGAUGUGAAACGGUCUUGGCUACCACAAGGAAUAUCCCACCAUAGACAGAGGAGUAGCCCUGAGACGUUCACCCGGAUCAACAACCAAUCCCCUACAGCAGGGGUCAAGAGGAACAACUCGGACGCUCAGGCCAAAGAAGCGGCCAGGCAGAAGGUCAGGGAGGGAAAGGUCAACGUGGUCGAACCCCUGUCCAGGGAGAAGAAACAGAGGAAAGACUUUGAGGCAAUAGGAAGGACCAAGUCAUUACCGGGAGAAGCGAUGGAUCCCGAGUUUGAAGAUGGCGAGGCAGCUACCUCUAAGAUGCUUGGCAUGGAGUCUGUCACCCCUAUGGAGGGAGUGGUAGAGGCCAGUAUGAUAGAAUCAGAUCAGGCCAGAGUGACGACCGAUUCCGCAGACAUGCCUCAGUUCCAGAUGGCCACCGUCGAGAGGAUCGAUUUGUUCAGCGCCCCUGCAGUCUCGGUGGUCGACUCACUUCACGCCCCUGGACCACCCCCUCAGGGUCAGGGCCAGAUGAAAAUCAUGUGUAUGGACGAAGACGACUUCCAGUCCGAUACCGAACCGCCUGAAGACCAUGGGCCAUUCAAUGAACUUGAUCAGCUGCAGAAGAAGUCGGCACACAUGGCAGUAUUCAUACACUAUCUCAUAUCCAACAGCGACCCCUCAAGUCUGUUUUUCUACCUAGUAACAGAUUCAUAUGCCAGCGGUAACUUGAGGGAUAUGAAGAAAUGGGUCUACGAUAUCUUUUCAACUUUCUUGGGAAGUGGAGGGCCUCUAAGAAUACAGAUGGAUGAGAGUCUAGUGAACAAUAUAGAGCAUACCAUCAACACACAGCAGAACAAUGAAGAGGCAAUGAGGAACGUCUUCAUCGCCGCUCGCAACGUUGCCAGGGAGGAGGUGGACGACCUCCUGGCCGACUUCCGUCACACGAGGGCGCGCGGUCUGGGUUCCAUCUUCGGAGACCAGUACCUGACCAACGAGGACAUGCCAAAGAGCCAGGAGCUGAAGAUUGUGGAGUCGACGCUACUACCCCAUCUUGACAGGCUUACUUCAUCUGAAGUAGAGAAGGAGCCCAAGAACCAGGCCCUUGCUGCAUCACUCAACACCUUCAUGAAGCAAGCUGGUGUGAAGAACACGACCGGUAGUGCCCUAGAGAGGGCCCCUAGCUUCAUGAACAAGGACAGAAGAGGGCCCCUCAAGUUCCCCCGCUCCACCAAAAAGCAGUCGGUGAAAGGUCACGUAUUUCAAGAGAACCAGUAUUUAAACACCACUUUCUGCAACCAGUGUAAUGGUUUACUAUGGGGCAUUGGCUACCAAGGCCUUCAGUGUACUCAUUGUGAAUUUAAUGUACACAAGCAAGGCCCCUGUCUGGAGCAAAUUACCUCGGAAUGCCCGGGCAAGAAGAAAAAGAGGGACAAGGAACACAGAAAAACAAAAAGUAAUUUCCCUGCUAACAUUACCAUCGGCCAAGGUAAAGAUGAUUCCAAGGCGAUUCCGACCCCUCUCAGUCCGGCCAUUACUAAUGUCAUUCACAUGAAAGGGGACAAUGAUGAACUAGCGCAAUUGAAACAAGAUUCGCAAAAUGUUCAAGUCGCCAAGAACAUUGACGUCUCCAACAUGGUGGACCAGUUUGAGAAGAAGGACAACCUGCCCAACUCGACACCGGACAGCGCGGUAUUGUCGCCCUCAGGUCCGGACAGCCAGUCCCAGGGCGAUGACCACAGGGAGGUAAGCAAACAGCCCAAACAGAAGAGGAACAUCAUCAAAAGAUCGGCUAGUCUCAAGUCUAAGAAAUCCACAUCCAGCAGUCUGGAAAUUGAACAUCACAAGAAGAAGAUGAAUUUUAUCAAACGAUCAUCAAGUCUGAAAUUAAAGGGAGAAGAGAAGAAAGAAGGAAGGAGAAUUAGUGAAAACAAGAGAUCAAGAAGCAUUGAGCCUGGCAGCCAUACCAAAUCUAUUGAAAUAAGUGAUGUUGAUAUGGAUGGACAGUCCGUGGCUGCUGUACUAUCACCGUCCCAAACUAGUUCAUCGUCAAGUCUAUCAACAAACCGAAGUCAAGACUCCCCAAGAACAUCGCAAGAGCAGCUAUCCAGAGCUGUGGAGGAGGACGACUCCGACAUGGAAGCUGAGAUGAACACUCCCAACUGGCAGAAGAAGAUCGACAAAGACGUCAUCAAGAAACUCAAACCAAAGGAGGUCAAACGGCAAGAGGUCAUCAAUGAGCUGUUCCACACAGAAAAGACCCACGUCCGAAGUCUCAAGGUCCUACGUAAAGUCUUCUUCCUACCCAUGUUAGAACAGGAGAUUGUCGGCCUGACUAGUGCGACUAUAUACUACAUCUUCCCAAACAUCGAUGAGAUGAUUGAUAUCCACGGGUCCCUCAACAACGCCAUGAAAAGGGAAAAGAGAACGUCACAUAUAGUUCAGGAAGUCAGCCAAAUGCUUUUAGAAAGGUUUGAUGGGGAAUCCGGAGAGACGAUGAAGAGAGUGUGUGCAUCGUUCUGUCAGAACCAGAGUAUAGCCAUGGAGCAUCUCAAGAAACUUGUUAGGAAGGAGAAAGAGAAGGAGAAAGACAAGAAGGAAGGAUCUGUAUCAAGAUUCAUGGAUGAAGCUGAAGGGAACCCACUAUGUAGAAGACUACCACUGCCAGGCAUUGUAGCAACCGGAUACCAAAGAUUGACCAAAUACCCUCUACUCAUUGAGAAUCUACUCAAGUACACACCUGCCAAAAGUCCUGAGUACGAGCGACUGGGACGUGCCUUGGAGAAGAGCAAGGAGAUCCUAUCCUACGUCAACCAAGCGGUCAAGGAAUGCGAGAACCGUUGGCGUCUUAUCGACUACGACACCAGGAUGGACAGAACGCCACUGGACAAGUCCAAUAACCCUCUCGUCACAGAUUACAAGAACAUCAACCUGACACAACAUAAGAUGAUCCAUGAUGGCGUACUGACGUGGAAAGUCAAUAGGAAUAAAAGUAUAGAGGUCCAAGUGCUAUUACUAGAGGAGCUGAUUGUUCUGCUAUCAAAGCAAGAUGAUAAGUUGGUAUUAAAGCUCCAUUCUACGACAAACCAAGCAAGGGAAGAACUGAAGACCCACAGUCCUAUUAUCAAGCUCAGCACUGUCCUGUGCAGGCCGGUUGCAACAAAUAAGAAAGCCUUCUUCCUUGUCAGUACCUCAUCAGCGGCUGGUCCUCAGAUCUACGAGCUCUGCACCAAUUCGUCUCAGGAGAGACAGUCCUGGAUGGAUGUCAUCCUAUCCACGCAGGAUGUGGAGCGGAAGCAGGCUAAGGGAGGACGCCGUAACGCCAAGACAGCGGCCAACCCCAGACCUCUACCGCAAGAACUCUUACCUGUCUAUGAGGAGAGCUCAAAAGCUGAUGAGAAGCCAGAGAUCAACGGCCCACCUGAGGUGGUCAACAAUGUGGCCCUCGCUCCCCAAGCAGAAGUGGUCAGUCUGACCAACAGCUCAGAUGCCAAGUCUGAGACAGACUCAACAGAAGAUAUCAAGGCAGCUUUAGAAAACUCAUUAAAACAGGUUCCUGGUGAAGAAGCAACAUUUUCAGAGAGACUUCAGAGCUCACUACACAUUGUUCAUAGAACCAUACCAGUACUAGAUGAAGCAAUUGGCGAAUCAUCAGAGAACACUAUCCUAUUAAAGGCCUUUAACAGCCUAGCAAAGCAACUCUCAGAUCUCAAAGAGCAGCAUCAUUUGGAACAACUUGAAAUGAAGGUGAUGAAGGAGGAGAAUAAUAGUCUUCAGUCUGACUACGACGAGCUGAAAGCAGAACGGAGACAGUUGAAAGGAGAACUGACAGUCGCGAAACAUGAACUUGGAAACCUUCAACCCCACCAUCUCCAGAACAACCCCGGGUCCGUAGACUCCAUCCCUAAUACCGUUGACGAGGACCGACUCAUGACGGACAAGCAACGCAACCGCCAAUCCUACUCCGGAGAUUCGAGCGCUACCGAAUCAGAGGAUUCCAAAACGGUGGAGUCGUCGGAACCCGAGGAAUCUACGGUUGUUGUGGAUGAUGAGAAUAAGAGCUCGAACGAGCAGGAUUCCGAUGUUCCGGUGACUCCAAGCGAACUGAUGCAACCGGAGAUCUUCCAAACGGACACUCAGGUAGUGAAACCGGUAGUGAACGAACAGCUCCUGGAGUUGCAGUCGGCCGCUGGAUUACCCAGCGAAAGAACUGAGGAUGAGUCAGGGGUGUGUGUUCAGGAGGCCUUAGUCGCUGAGGAUAUCGCUAAUGGACUAGAAGAACUGAAGAUCAGUGAAUCGAGCCAAGAUUAUGAGAAUGGGAACGAGAAGUUGGAUGUGGAGGUUCAGGAGAAAGUUGAAGACACGGAAGAGCUGGAUGUGAUGAGAGAUCAAGCAAAUUCUGAAGUGCAAAAAUCAAACUCUGCAGUAGACGUUAACAGUAAUCCUAACCUAAGUACUGAUUCAGUCAGCCUGGAUGAUACGAUAAGUGUAGAAGGCGAGACUGACACUGAAAAAGCUCCUGUAACCGUUCAUCCCAACACUAUGGAUAUGUCAUUAGAUGAUGCUAACCUUACAACUCAAGAACCUGAUGUAUCCGCUGAACCUCCAACCCUUGAGGAUGACGGGUUACAAUCUUCCACCAAAGAGGAGUCAGACUCCCAGCCAUGCCUGAUUGAAGUCGUUGACAAGGAUAUCCCCAACGCCGAAGACAUCAUAUCAAGCGUAGAGGAGAAGACGGAGGAGAGCGUUGAACUCGCUCCGGAGGAGAAGUCGUUGACCACCAAAUCGGACGUGAUCCCGACGACGGACUUGACCGUCUCGGAGCAGACGCAACUGGACAGCCAGGAGGGUGGCAGUAGACCUGCGAGUCUCAUAUUGGACGACUCUGCAUCCUCAGAUGUCCUCAUCAACGCAUCAAUGGAGGAGAUGGAAGAGACUGAUGCAGGGAGACCCGGAGACAGGAAUUCACAAGGUGGCCUGCUUGCCCGUGCUAAACGCGUAUUCCAGGAAUGGGUCUAACCAUCACUUGCUAAUGCCAUGUAAUGCAAUAAAAGACCCUCCAUCAUUGAGACGGAAGCAGAGAUGGUAUGAGAGAGUUCCAACGUACCAGCCCGAGCCUAGGAUGACACGCAAGAGCCUGGAUUGAUAAAUAGAAAGGACUUCAUUUUAGAAGAUGAGGGAUGGCAUGAGUGAGAUCUAUAAUGCCAUCCCCAGCCAUGGAUGAUUGAUAUGCAAGGGCCUUGACUGAUUAACCUGCAUAGAAGGGACAUCAUUUUGCAUUUAUUGGGAGAGAGUAGGAAAUGCACAGGCCCAUCCGUAGAGGACACCAGCUCUAGUCUAGGAUGACACGCAGGGGUCCGACUGAUAAACCUGAGUAGAAAGGACAUAAUUUUGCAUCUUUGGGAGAGAGUAGGAAACAAUGCCCUUCAUGGACAGGUCCGUCCUUAAAACACACCAACUCCAGUCUAGGAUGACACGCAGGGGUCUGACUGAUAAACCUGAGUAGACAGGACAUCAUUUUGGAAGAGUAGGAAACGAUGCCCUUCAUGGACAGGUCCAUCCUUAGAACACACCAACUCCAGUCUAGGAUGACACGCAGGGGUCCGACUGAUAAACCUGAGUAGAAAGGACAUCAUUUUGGAAGAGUAGGAAGCUAUGCCCUUCAUGGACAGGUCCAUCCUUAGAACACACCACCUCCAGUCUAGGAUGACACGCAGGGGUCUGACUGAUAAACCUGAGUAGAAAGGACAUCAUUUUGGAAGAGUAGGAAGCUAUGCCCUUCAUGGACAGGUCUUUGACAACGUAGCUCAACCUGCACCUUCAAUGACCCAGUCACACUUCCACGUCUUGGCCAUUUGAGGGAAUGAUAAUAUUUGGUUCUUGUCUGUUGUUCGGUUUGACGGCGGCCACGUUGGUGUAGCUUGGUUUUUCGUUCUAAGUGCACUUGUGGAUGGAUCUUAGAGUGACAUCCAAGGAUUGUAUUGACCGUGAUGCACUACGCAAGAGAAUCGGAGACUGUGGUCUCUCAAGUGUUCUUCUGUGACAUACAUGGAGGUUGGCUUGAUGGAAAUUGCAUUACUAAAACAGUAUUUCAAGGGGUUACAUUGAGGAAAACUAUGUUAGACAGGAAUGUGUUGAUUUCUAAAAAGACCUUAAUAGUGUUAAACUGUAUGAGGCCCACUGAACGGGAACAUGUCUUAUGCAUAUCCUCUGUUGCUCCUGUAUCAAAUUUUAAAAAUAUCUCACAUCUACUAGUUUUCUGUAAAAGUUUUUUUCGAUACAGCCAUCUUCCAUAUCCCCAAACCCAGAAAUAAGGCCUAUCUUGUCUCCAUCAUAUUGAAAAGAAAAAAAAGUUCUAACAUAAAGUGUCAGUCAAAUCUUGGCAAUUAAAUCUAAUUUUCUGCUGAAGUAUAAUAUCAAAGAAGCGGCAAGAAGAUUUUGUUACCGAGUUGAACACCCCACUGAAAAUGGUUUUGAUGUUGCCCUCUCUAUGACCCCUUUGUUUUACAGCAGGUUAAAGGGCGGCGUUUCCUGCUCAUUUUUUAGUUUAUGAUGUAUUAUUAUUGACAUUUUUAGUGCAUAUAUUGGAAUUGGCAGUUCCAUGGAGUAAGAAUAUGUGAGUGUAAAUGUAAUUCUAAAUCUCUUAUUUAUAUAUAAUUAUAUAUAUAUAUAGCUUUACACAUACAAUAAGGAUGAAAAUAUAUUUCAUUUAUCGGGAUAAAGCUUUAGUUUCAUGUAAUGUCUCUAGAGUUAUAAUUAUUUUCAUCGUUUUAUGCAUUGCCAUAGACACAAGAGAAAGAAAGGAAAAUAAUAAGGAAACAGAUUAUCGUUACUAUACUCGGAAAAGGAUUUAGUGUACAUACAUUGUAUAUUUGUUCUUAUUUUUUAAUGUAUUCCAGUCUGUUACGACUCUGCUUUAUUUUGCAGGCACCGCUGGCAUUUUAUCCACAUCAAUUCCUGAUCAAAUUGAUUCAUAUAGUCAUUGAUUUGCUUUCUCAAGUACAGAAAGUAAUCUGUUUCUUUGCCUUCUGUAUUUAAGAUUGACA
Messenger RNA from Strongylocentrotus purpuratus (purple sea urchin), 8019 nucleotides. Its product is annotated as rho guanine nucleotide exchange factor 12. Gene Ontology annotation, cellular component: cytoplasm. The record is from RefSeq and is a predicted model, not a curated record. The transcript has 39 exons. Lineage: Eukaryota; Metazoa; Echinodermata; Echinoidea; Camarodonta; Strongylocentrotidae. Gene Ontology annotation, biological process: G protein-coupled receptor signaling pathway. Gene Ontology annotation, molecular function: guanyl-nucleotide exchange factor activity; G protein-coupled receptor binding. The coding region runs from base 488 to 5992 and encodes 1834 amino acids.